Molecule: messenger RNA, 6204 nt
Organism: Trichoplusia ni (cabbage looper)
Lineage: Eukaryota; Metazoa; Arthropoda; Insecta; Lepidoptera; Noctuidae
Gene: SiaT
Product: beta-galactoside alpha-2,6-sialyltransferase 2
Exons: 5
Coding region: 3018-4421 (467 amino acids)
Molecular function (GO): sialyltransferase activity
Source: RefSeq, a predicted model, not a curated record
GAUUAUUGUUACUUAAUUAUAUAAACAUAUUAAAAUUGCAUGUACAAAACUGAAACUUAUUUUUUUUACUAAAUAUGAAUUUCCAGAUACUUUCCUAUUAUUGCAAGGUCAAUUUAUCAAUUUAUAUAUUAUUUGUUCGAUAAAUAAAACAAUGGCAUAAUAAAAUUGUAUUAUAGCAAUCAUCAUUUAUAUUAAAAAAAUGUAAUAAUAUUUUGUAUGUAGUGUAAUAGCUGGGUAAUAUAGAAACUAAUAAGUUCGUCAGAUAGAUUUACGAAACAUAUCAAGUACCUACGAAAUUAUUAAAAGAAAAACUGGAAACUACACUUACUUGAAAUGUCAUAUCCCCUUGCCUUUCCCAUGAGGGAUAAAUAAAAAUAAGAAAAAUUGAAAUCUCAUGUGACGUCAGUUGUCUCACACACCUAUUACAGACAAGUAACGUAAUUAGCCCCCAUUUCUACACGUCUCACCAUCUUUGACGUGUUAAAUGUUAUUAAUUAUAUUGAUUUAAUUAAAUAAAAAUACUACCAUGUUCAUGACCAAUGUUUUUUUAAAUCUAUCUGACGGUCUAUGUUUUUGAGAGUUAUGACAUACUCUAUUAAGACUAGUGGGUACUACUAUAAUAGUAUAAUAAUGUUUAUUAUUUAAAUUGUAAAUACCCUAUAAUUUGUGAUCUUCCCUCGUGUGAUAAGUUACAGGUAAGGAAACGAAUUAUUGUGAAAUUUUUUUGAUAAAACCAUCACCCAUAGGCGGUAAAGAAAAAAACAGAGUUAAGACACACCUGGGAAUUUGUCAAGGAAGUUUAAAGCCACGUUUAAACCCUGACAAGACCAAAAAUUAAUAAAAUGAUUUUCAUGUGUGUUUUUUUUGGAAGAUACUAAUAUAGAGAUGAAAAUGUGUGAAAUUGUUAAGAAAAUGAUCUUAAAAAAGUACUUAUAAACAAUCUGUUGUAUUUUUUUAUAAAUCUAGACGUUUUUUUGCCCGAUUGCGAUUAAUUUAUUAAAAACUUUAUGUUAUAAAACCUUAUAUAAAGUUAAACCUAAUAAAAAGUUUUAGCAACAUUUUAUAACUUCUAUACUUAUUAUUGACAUAUUAACAGUAAUUAUCUUCUUUCAGUUACUAUUAACUCAAAAUGCGUAGAUAGAAGGUACAUAUUAAUAACAUUACUAUGCAUUUAAUUCAAAUUUUGAACACUACGUCAUAUCCCGUACAAGGUACAUAAAUGAACCAAUUAUAAGUAAGUCUAGGUUUAAGGCACAUUAAGGUUUUUACCACGUUGGCUGAAGAUAUGCUACUUCAGCUGAUUCCAAAGUAAAAAAAAAACAAUAACAUAUUCCUAUGUAGAUCUAGCUUUACUUUAUAGAUACAGAUUUAAAUAUUUACAUUAAUACAGCUUCAUAAAUCGUGUUUUACUAACUCCUAGUUGUGAAUUUAAUAUAAUACGGGUUUUUAUUUUACUCAAAUGCUUAUUGAAUAAAUUAUUUCUGACGAUCAUGUUUUUAUUUUUAAUUACGUUACUCUGCAAUUUUGACAUUUACCUAAUUAGCUCGAAACAAUUACCUAACUAGUUGAUUAAAAAACAACAAGUACCUUCGGUUGUAACUACACCUAAAGAAUAAGGGUCAGUUAUUGGAAUAACCAUGUCAAGUCGUCAACCUUUAUCCGGCCUGCACUACGACAAUUUGCGAGAGUCACUCUUACUUAAGGUCGCGGCUAAGGUGGUGUCAGUAUUCCGAGAAGCAACUGCGUCUAAAUACGAGGAUCGUGUAAACGUAGUGAUUAUACACCCUCUGGAUCAUGUUUUUAGAGGCUUCUGGGCCUGGAUAUAAGCGUUAAUGCAUGAAGUCGUAUAGGAAACAACCGUUUAUUGUAGUUCCUUUGGGUAAAGAACACCUUUGCUAAGAGUGUGGCUAAGAUUAUGCGAUCCGGGCCGCAACGACAUUAGUAUUGGGUAUUUAAAGUGAGCCGACUUACAAGCAUCAAGAGACUUGGCCUUUAAAUAUAAUUUGUUUAGGUAAGUCAUGUUUACCCAGCUUCCGCUGACGUGAAAUACAUUUGGCUAUUUGGUUAUAAUUGACCUUAGAGCUUAUGCUAACAUUGAAAUUGAACGAAGGGCUCUAUCCGGACGCGCGAAUAUCAGAACUUACAGAUUCACGUUGUACUAAGGAGGUCAAAAAGAGGCUUUACACAGCUACGUACAUGUGUAACUUGUAGAAAUAUAUGCAAGCUUCGUAUGGAACUUUUAGAGUACAAUGUUAUCAUAGUUUCAGAAAAUUGAUGGGACUUCCGCCGAAGUGCUGCAGUGCAUCAGGGUUGUUUGCAAUGGCAGGGCGUGGAUAGCUAUCACACCUUCAUGCGCAAUUGCAGGAUUUUUGGCCGCUCGUAUCACGGCUAGCCAACAGAUUUCUAAAAUGAUGGGAUGGGAUGAAAUGUCCAAAGGUGCUACAUUGUUACCAGCUACAUAAAUCAACAUUUAACAUUUUGUACGUAGCAGGUAGUACUGCAAUGUGAGUAUUCAUUAGAAAUUCAGUGUUUAUCUAACAUUUGUUAAGAAAAACUGCUCUCUAACUAUAUUUUGUGUGUGUAUAUUAAAACAUGAAAUAAAGAUUCUUUUUGAAAAAAAAAAGGUUACAUACAAUUUCCACCAACAUCAUAAAACGAUGAUGAUUUUCAUAAACAUUUUUAUAUUCUGAACACAUAUGAUUUCCUAAAGAGAAAACGUACGAAGACUCGUGCAGCCCGAUUCAAGUCGAUGAACUACGAGUAGUACUACAUCGAGACAAAGGGCGAUGCGGUGUUUGCAGACGAUUGUACGCAUGCGCACUGCAAACCUUAUCAGCUGAUUGCACUCCGCCCGACGAAUACAGAUUCAUCCAAAACUGUACUACAGUUAUUUAAAGGUUGUGAUUAUUUUAAUCAAGUGUAAAUACAGUUACACCAGUGUUUUAAUGUAUUUUUACUCAUACAUAAUUGUGUGUUCAAUUUGAAUCUCUAUAAAUCGGGAAAUUUAACACAAAAAUAUGAAGGCUGCUGCAAUGUCUGUCUGGGUUUUUAUUAACCUCCUCUUCUUCGGUAUGUGCGGUUAUUUGUAUUUAAUUUGGUCUCAAUAUUGGAUGUACAUUGAAAAGCAAAGAUUGUUUAACAAAAUCCCCGGAGGACCUCAGAAAACAAUGGCAUCUGGGCUCAACUAUCAAAGUCCUUACUCACCAGACAAAUAUCAAUCAAAAAUAUUCAAUUCGACUUUAAGAAUAGACUCCAUUAGGAAAAAUCGAAGAUCGGCUGUUGGCGGGUUAUGGAGUGGUGGUGUGUCGAUGCAAGCGUCUAACAAGACAUCAGGCUCGAAUAUUCAUCCGUCCAAUAACAUAGUGAGGAAGAGCCACGGCAGCCCUAGAUUUCCCAAUAUACACAAGCCGUUGCUGGAGUUUGACAGCGAUAAGUACUUUUGUGACGACUUCCUAUCCGCAGAUUGUGAAGAACGGACCGCCGAGUUUAAAGAACUGUUGUUGAAAGAAUUCCACAGAGUCCUGAUGGGCGAGAGUAAAGUUUUCAGGUCAGGGUUAGAAGCUCACAACACGUAUGAUGUUAGAUACGAUAGCAGUAACCGUAAGGAAGCUUCUAAAAAGGAGGUGAUGUGUAGUUUGAAAGCUGUGAAGGUGCGGACAGUGAGAGCUAGUGAUGAGCCAUUUGCUAGGCUUGGGUUCAAGAUUCCGAGAUUGGCGCUGCACCAGGGACGUCAUUACAACACCUGUGCGGUCGUGACUAGUGCCGGGGCCCUGCUCGGAUCACGACUGGGCGACUUUAUUGACUCUCACGACAUGGUAUUGAGAUUCAACAACGCACCCACGGAAAAUUACACGGAGGAUGUCGGCUCCAAGACUACUUUUCGAGUGCUCAAUUCCCAGGUGGUAGCUAAACCGGAAUUUAAAUUUUUGGAGAAUCCAUUAUUCCAAAAGGUGUCGAUUCUCAUCUGGGAUCCGGCAAACUAUUCUUCGACACUAGACGACUGGUACCAGCAUCCUGAUUAUCCGUUAUUCCCUGUUUAUAAGAAGUUACUUGAGCUGCGGAAAGACUCAGACGUCCAUUUAUUGAACCCCCAAGUUUUAUGGGCAUUGUGGGCGGUGCUACAGGACACGUCUCCUUACCGCCUCCGCAGAAACCCACCAUCAUCAGGAUUCAUUGGCCUAUGGUUCGCAUUGCAUCGCUGCUCACGCGUGCACAUGCUGGAGUACGUGCCGUCGACGCGCGCGACGCGCCGGUGCCACUACCACGCGGCUGGCGACGACGCGGGCUGCACGCUCGGCGCCUGGCACCCGCUCGCACACGAGAAGGCCCUCGCGGAGCGCAUGCGCGAUAACAGCGACAUCGACGUCUUCCAACGAGGAAUCAUCGAUGUACCCGGCUUUAAGACUAUCAGCUGUCCAUAACUUUAGAACUGUUAUCACUGCCUACUUGGUGCAAUUAUGAAUACUGCCGACAAUAAUGCUAUGAUGUGCUUUUAUUUUUAUUAAGUAUAGAAGGUAAGGUAAAUGUAUUUUUAGGGCAUGUGUCCUUCAAUAAAUCGUUAGUUGACUAGGUACCUAUAGUGGUACACAACAGCCGAUGGUAUUUGAAGAUAAUUUACUCAAAUCUGGAAAUAAUACUUAAUUAGAUUUACAAAAAGUGAUCAAAGUUUUUUUUUGCAUUUUCCUUGAUUUUAAAAUGAGCCAUACCUAUUUCAUUGUUAGAAUGUUAAAAGCUUUAAUCAUGAUUAUUAUAUUACGUCGCAUUAUCCUGCAUGGACAAACAAAAUCAAGAGAUUUUUAAUGAUGUUGACAUAAUAACAUUCUUGGCAUCACUCGAUAAUCACACCUAGCCAGACAUCCUAUUUAAUUAUGCCUGUAACGAAUUGCUUUGUGUUACAUUGUUAUUCAAUUGUAAGUCGGCUAAUACUGAUGAAUAAUUAAAUUAUAUACGUCGAUCUAAAUAAUGUAAGAUUUAUUGUUUAUUUUUUUUACCCACAAUUCCGCAAUGGGAAUUAUAUUGCCGGAUUGUGAAACAUAAAAAAGAGUUUUAAUAAAUCUUGCAUAACUUUAAGUAAAAUAAGGUACUAGGCCGUUGAAAUGGCCAAGCUUUUAUCAAACAACCUCAAAUUGCUAGCAUAAAUAUAAAAAUAAAAUAAGAAAAUUACAAAAUAAGAUGUCUUCCUUACAUUAGCUUUAAGCUGCUUUUAUUUAACUAAUUAGGUAUAUAUUUUAAGCUAACGAUUUGGACAAUAUGAUUAACAUCUGUACCUUUGAUACAUAAUUAAGCCACACUGCUGAAAGUAUUAUAAUUUUUCAGUGCCGCAGUCCAACCUGCGCUUAAGCUGACUGCCCUGGACAGGGACAGGGACAUAGCUUCUUCUAAAGUGAGAUCAUUUUCGAAGUGGACAAACGACGCCGUAAUGUGCGCUGUUUCGUAAUAAUGUAAGAGCGAUUUCCGAGUAAACUUAAGAAGGUAUGGUCCAGAGUAGUCAUAGAACCAUUUCUAUGGUAAUGAAGACAAUAGAUACGAUAUCUGUUAUCCGAGACGGUUUUGUCGGAGUCAUAUAUCAAUGGAGAUCGGUCGAUUCGUAUUAUCCAGAUUUUCGUAUCUUCGAAUCAGACUCCUAUUGGAUGUUGUGCGAAAGCUAGCAAUAGGCAACCUGAUCCAAAAAAGUCUUGUCAGACAUAAUAAAGGCUUUCAAUUUUACUUCCUUUGCCGAGUUGAUGAGUACGUUAUGUACGUAUGUAAAGUGACUCGUAAGAUGUCAGUGUUACUAUAAGAAUAUGUUUCCGGUAUAAGGAGCGCUUUUCCGGCCGUCGCAUGCGCAUGCCAGCGACGGUACUUGCAUACAGACUCUGUACCUGAGUGUAUUUAAAAAAUAGCAAUACUAGUAAUUAACAACUGUUUGAGUACAUUUUAUGUUAUGCUUGUUUAUUUAUUAAAUUAGUUGCUUAAUAGCGAAAAUAAAAUGUCUACGUCGAAAGAGUAGUUGAAUCUAGAAAAGAUGGAUUUUAAGUAAGAAUAAACUAUUUCAAGUAUGUUCUAGUUUUAAGUAUAUUUUGGACAGUAAGAUACAAAAGUAAGGAUUUGUUCUGCUUAUUUUAUAAGGUCUGCAUACCGAACUACGAAUAUGACAAUAUUGUUAUUUCUAAAUAAGUCACAUAGCUUUAUUGAAUACUUAAAUAUAACAUUUUUUAAACUGAA